AACAAUGUUAGUACUUGUUAUAUUAUAUGAGUGCGCAAUAUGAAGUUGCUUGGGUCAAGCAGCGUAUGAUACCACAAACUAAGAUAACUGCAUAUAUUUUAACUUUGACAAUGUCGAAUUGGGGUGUUGAAGUUAGCUGUGGGUCUAACUUUAUGCUGAGAAAAUUUCAAGGUAUCAUAUACCAAGCAGCUAUUGAUUAGGUGACAGACUCCGCUUGUCAACAAAUGCUGGGCGCGUAGCGCGCGCACAUCUGAGUUGUUUAAGGUAUACGUGAGUCAAACUGCAACUGUGGCAGAUAUUUGCUCCGAAUCUCAUAUUUUGGGUGCGCUGUGAUAUCUAACAAGUUAAUGACCGCAUGGUUACCGUUCGUUAAAUCAAGUCGUCGUUUAAAGUGUUGUGAAAAAAAAACCACUCAUGGAAAGGUUGCAUAGAGAACCUUCGACAUACAUUAACACAAGGGAAUACAAUGCCUUCAUAAACGGGCUAAGGCAGUUCCAUCAAAAUGCAGGGACAAAAUUUCGCCAUGUACCACAGAUAAAUGGCAAAGAAAUUAAUCUGUAUUCUCUCUACAAUCAUGUAACUGCCUUAGGUGGUUGGCAAAAGGUCAAUGACAAUCACAAAUGGGAAGAAGUUCUUGAAACCUUAAACAUAACAAAAAGCUGUGUUAAUGCUGGUGUGGCCCUGAAGAAGAUUUACAUUAGAUAUCUUGAUUUAUACGAGAAAAUAUAUUUCCUUGGAGAGGUUCAUGACAGUGGUCAACCUUUGGAAAGCCAAGCCCGCAAAUCUUACGCUUCUAUGCACCACUCGCUGCCCAACUACGCACAUCACGAAGCCUCAGAUUCUUUAAGGAACUCAGCUGGACAACCCAAGUCUAUCCAAACAACAGAAUACAACAAACUGUGCCUAUCUUUUCUUAGUGGACUGCCAAAUGAACAAGACUUUGCAUUAAACACUUGCAACUUAUUAUCAAAUGAGGGACAACGUGUACACUUACUUCAUCUGAAACACACUCCCCAGUUGGUGGAUCUACUUGUAGCACAAACAGGAAUCUGGCCUUACUAUGAUGCUAAACUUCGUGAAGUGUACCUGGAAAUCUGGAAAGAUGUGGAAGGAAGAAAGAUGGAAGAAUUUUGGAAAACCUUUCUAGAUUGUAGUCAUCCUGAAAUAAUGUCACUCUGGGGGAUGAAUAAUAACUAUAGAGAUGAAGAUAGUGAUUUCUUAAAUUUAGAUCAAGAUCCGCAAGGUUACUCCCAAGAAGGAGAAAGAAUAUUAAAGGUUCUUGUAAUCCUUUACAAUCUCUCUUUUGAGAAACACAAUGUCCAAGUUUUGGCCCAAAAUCCAAACUGUAUUAGGCUUCUUCUUUUAAGUUCCCAUUGUAAAUGGUCAUCACUAAAGCAGAUUGCUUUAGAUACAAUAGGAAAUCUGGCAUCCCAGAUAUCUUUGAAUCUUGAGAAAAGUUUAAGUUCAAGACUUGUGUGGUGGACGGUUUCAGAAGGCAUUCUAUCGUCAGACAGAUUUCUUAUUAUCAGAUCCUUAGAAAUUUUGUCCCAACUUUGUUUGUGUGAAAAUAAUGAAGAAAUAAUAACUUCAAAUCUGAAAUUUCAGAUAUGGGAGAAAAUAUUCUCUUUCCUAACUGUUCAUGACAUAAUGCUUAUAAUUUAUACCUUGGAAGCAUUGUACUCUUUCUCUGGACUAGGAAAAAGAUCUUGUGAAAAGCUUAUUCGAGUUCACAAAUGUGUAGGAAUUCUAGUGUCUCUAUUGACUUUUGAACCUUGCAUGUAUGGUGUUAAUGCUCAGUCAGACUUCAAGCUAGUGGAGGUGUGUGAGCCAGUAGAUGAGUCAGACAUACAGCAUGCUACGAGGUCAAAUGAUGGUAACACCAACAGUCACUUUGUAUCAUCUCCCAGUGUUACAGAAAUGGACUCUGAAUCAUUUGCUUCUCAUUGGUUAAAGAGUCUCUAUGAGUAUGCACCUGGUCAUUCAGUAAUAAGGGAUGAGUUAUAUGCUGAUUAUGUUAAAGAGUGCAGCCGAGCAGGAAGGAAAGGAGUUUUAAAUGCUGCAAAUUUUAACAGUUGUGUCAAAAAAAUGUUUCCUCAGUCUGCAUUGAAGAUGUUAGAGUCUGAAAAUUACCUUUUAUCCUUCCACCAUAAAGGUAUUCGUAAAAAGAAAAAUCCUAACUUUUUACCAUCUAAACCAUCUCCAAGUGCUGUCCACUUAAAGUCACAAGUGUUGAAGCCAGGUUUGGCCAACACAACUCUAUUGGGCUCACCGCUACCUUGUACUCCAUCUCCUCCACCUGGUUCAGUAACAAAUCCAAAUACCAGCCCAAUUUUGAAAGCACAGUUGUCUGCUCCACCCCGUUCUUCUACACCUUCUCCACGCUACAACUCAAUGCUGAGCCAAGUUCUUGCUACUUGUCCCUCAAGACCCACCUCAUCUACUCAUUCCCCUACAUCCUAUCAAGGGGCAACAAGUAGAUCUAGUACCCUAAUCAAAAGCCUUCUGGCCAGCAAGGUCUCUACAGCUAUCAGUGAUUCACAGAAUGCUUCUGUUAUAGUGACAGAAAAUAAUUGGUCGAAUCAGUCUCCUCAAGCACAUGUUCCUUCUACAAUAUCCACAAAUAUUAUUCCCAGUCCAGAAGAAUCUAAAGUUGGAUCUACAACAAAACCUACAUCUUCCACCUCGUUUACUUCAUCAAGUAAUCCUAAUCGAACUAAAAGUGUUAUCACCCAUACUAGGUGUGCUAAAGUGAAACUUUCAGUUCCCACUCAUUUUAAUGGAAUUCAGAAAAAGGUUUGCUUCCAAGAGGAGAAGGCCAAAAAUCUCAAGAAUACAGAGAAUCAAUCCCAGAAAAAUGGUUCAUCCUUUGAUCAUAAUAUGCCAACAAAUUAUAAAAUUUUAUCCCAUUCCUCAAAGGAAUGGGCAAUAGAUGAUGUAUCUAAUGUCCAGAACAAGUUACCACUUCCCAAUCACUUAUGUGCAACCAUUAGUUCUCCCCUUUCUUCUAAAGAAAUCCCUGUAGAAAAUACACUUAAGUUUAGAACUUUAACUAUUAAGAAUCAAAAUGGAAAUAUGUUAGUAAAUCCUACCACCCCUUUAUCACUUUCACCUCCUUCCAAUCAAACAUCAACAACCAAAGUCACUUCAUCUACACAGUUUCUUAAAUCAGUUCUUAGUAGAAUCCAGGAACCUGAAACUGAGGAAGAAAGAUGUAGCCAACAGACAGUUAAAGGAAAAGCAUAUAAGAACUCUCCACUUUUAAAUGGAUUACUAGAUAAGGGAAAGUUACCAAUGGCACCACAGAUAAAUAGCUCUCAUUUACUAAAUGGUAAGGAAGGCAAUGAAAAAAACUGUGCAGUGUCAGAAACUGUGCUUGUGAAUAGUGUUAAAGUUGAAAAUGGAAAUGCAGUCUCUAAGGAAAUUAAUCUUAGAGAAACUAGUGAUAGUGGUGAUUCAGUGACUUCCAGUACAGAAGUUUCAGGGAGUUUAUCUUUGCAAAAAUGUUCUCUGAAAGAAAGGCUUAACAAAACAAAUGGUUCAAGGAACAGUUUGGAACAUCCCAGUCAAAGCCCAGAUCUUUCUUCCAUAUCUGACAUUGCUCAUACUCUAGACUGUGCAUCCAAAGCUAUCACCAGGACUAACAUAGAAUGUAGCUCAAUAAAUAACACAUUAGUGCUUUCAACAGCUGUGAGCAGCACCAGUAAUGUUGUCACUUCACGUACCCUUCCUAUCAGCAACUGUCCCAAAGCAGCUUUUAUCGUGAAUGUUGUUAAUCCGAGCCGCUCUGCACACUCCAAACAGUUAUUGUUGCGUGCUGCAGGUACAGUUGCAACUAAGGCAAAUGAAAAUUAUCAACAUUUAUUGUUAAAGCCAGUUACCUAUUCCAGUAAUGUAGAUGAAGUUCCCCGAAAAGUUUUGUUACACUCAAUUGUUGAUUCCUUAAUUAAACCAGAGGAAACAGCUCAGAAAGUAGUUUUAAAACCUGUUAUCAGUUCUCAGACUGAUUCUAGUGAAAAUCUCCAGAAGUUAUUGGUUCAAGCUACUGUUAAUUCUUCACUAAAUCUCGAGGAAAUUUCUCAAAAGUUUUUGGUACAAUCCACUGUUAAUUCAUCAGUCAAUUUGAAUGAAAUUCCCCACAAAAUUUUUGUGCAGACCAAUGCUACUCCUUCAGGCAAUCCAAUUGAAAUUCCGCAAAAGUUGUUGGUGCAAGCUACUGUUAGUUCUUCUGUCAAACCAAGUGAAAGUGCCCAAAAGUUAAUUUUUCGAUCUAAAAAUAAUCAGAAUGAAGUAUCAGAAAAAAAUUCAUUACAGUCUGUUAUCACCUCUUUAGUAAGUUCCAAAGAAACUUCUCAGAAGUUAUUUCUAAGUGAUGUGAAGAAGCCUGGAAUGAAAACAGCAAAUGAAAACUCCCAAAGAGGAUUUAUAAAAGUUUCUAAUGAAACAGGGAAUAAGCCAAAUAGUGAGAUAAAGUUAAUGUGUUUUCAACAUUCCUCCAAAUUUCCAACUGCUGAAACUAAUUUUUCCCAAAAUAAACAUGUCAAACGACCAUCCACUAAUAUCAGCCCAUCAACAAUAAACCAACCAGAGGUCAAGAGGCUACGGCAUGACUCACAAACAGUGAUAGGUCAGAAUAAUGAAAGAGUGAAGUCUCCUAGUUCUGCAGUUAUUUCUAGGACAGUUAUGCCAGAGGUUAAUAAUUUGAAUCAGUGUCUAGGAUUAGUUUCCAAGAAAUUACAACCUUCAUUUUCUAAUGUAAAUGUCCAGCAACAAUGUCAGUCAUCUGAGAACCCUGCAAUUAAACACUCCACUACAGGAAAGAAAAAUGAAGGAGUCCAGUCUAGUAAGAGUUCUAGCACAAUAUCAAGAACAAAACCACCUCAAAAAUCAAGUUCAGUUCCUGAAAUGAAGUAUACAUGUGGUUGGAAAGGAUGCGGAAAGACAUUCCAAACACCUUCAGCUGUAUUAGUACACACCUAUAAAAUCCAUACACCCACAGUCAAUGGAGACUUCAUUUGUCAGUGGGAUGGCUGCGACACACUGAAAAGGAAACAGCUCUCAUUACUUACCCAUUUUCAGGACUAUCAUUGCAUCGAGCAAGUACUUCGAAAUCAUGGGAAGUCAACCACUGCCCAUCCUUUUUCACCACCUCCUCAUCCGGGAUAUGCACCAGAUGCUGCACGAUUAGCCAUACGAAGACAUGCUGUAGAGUUUAUUAAUCCAAGGGAGUUUACUGAAAAAAAAGAAAGCCCUCUAGAGAAAAGUAUUAGAAUUACUGCAGCCCUCAUCCUAAGGAAUCUUACUGUAAACUCAGAAUUAGCACGCAGCUACUUAAAAAGAUACGAACCAGAUCUUACUCUCCUAGCCAUGUCAUCAAUGGAAGCAUCUCAGAUUAUUGCCCACUGUUUAGCUGAAGCAGAUGGAAUUCAAGACAGUUAAAUAUCUUCUGGGUACAUAUCUCUUGGUUUAACUUGAAUGUACAUUAUCUGUUGAACAUGCUCUAGUGUAAAAAGUGUCUUUUGAACUUCUUGCAAUAUAUGAUCAGUGCAUCACUGUGUAAACAUUACCAGUUUGCUUCUCCCACAAAACAAGCAGUGCAUCGUUGUGUAAACAUUACCAGCUGACUUGUCCAACAAUAUGAUCAGUGCAUCCAUUAUCAGUUGGCUUUUCCCACAGUGCAAUCAGUGGAUUACUGUGUAUAUGUAAUCAGUUGAACAGUAAGUCACUGUGUAUAGCUUACUUGUCCCACAUUUUGAUCACCUGACCAGUUGAACUUCUUCCUAAGUAAAAAUACUAUUGGUUGAAUUUUGUUCCACAAGAUGAUCAUUAGGGUAAUUUUAUAUACUUUAUUAGUUGAACUUGUCCUGUAUAAUAAAUGGAUCAAGACUGUAUGUAAGUUUAUAUUUUACCAGCUUCACUAGUAAGGUUUAUGCAGUUUAUAGGAAAGAAAAUCUGUGAUGUCAUGCAAGCCAACUUGGUGAACUUUCCAGCCAAGUAUUGGAAAACCUCAGUCUUACAGAUGUUUUGAGGUGGUGUUUUUGUAAUAAUUAAGGAAAUUUUAUUUAAGUGUUGAAUUUAAUGUAACUUGGUACCUGUAAAUGCAGUAGUAAUAUUAAGUUUUCUUGCCCCUGUUAGAUUUGACUACAAGAAAUGUUGUUUAUAUAUAUAUAAAUAUAUACAUGCUUUACCUCGUUGUUUACAAAAUAAUGUAAAAUGGCCAAUGAUAAUAACUAAUAACUGUGUUCCCAUUGAUCAUGUAUUUUUUUACAAAACACAUGGACCAAACAAGAAGGAAGUGCUUCUUGUACAUUUACAAUGUUUGGAAAUUAACGUUAAUUUUUCUUUUUCAUGUAUGGAUGAGUAUUUUUAGAACUUGAAAUUCACUAGAAAAAGUGUUUUAUCUGAUAUUUUGUUUUCAUUCAUAAAAGUACAAAACAGUCAUGUGUACUUAGAAUACAUGCUGUCAUCUUUUUCUAAUUGCUUGAUAUUUUCAUAAAUUGUAUUUAAAAAAUUUUUUAGUAUUGAUAUAUUCAGUUUGGCUUUAUUGUACUGUUAUUGAGGGUUGAACUUUCAAGCAUUCCAGGUAUGAAAAUAGUUUGUUUUUUUGUUUGAAAAUAAUCAAAAGCAAAUUUUGUUUUCAUAAGUAAAUUUUCAGUGUUCAUAGGAAAUAAGUUUAUAUAACAUCAUAGCACACAUCACCAAAUUAGAUAAUAUUUUUCUUUCUUACGUUUGUAACAGAGAGGGGAAGAGUAGAACAAAACUUGCUUUUCAGUUUGAAUUCCCAGAGACUUUAUUUAUUUUGAGGUUAAGUGUUGAUAGGAUUUUAUUUCUUUCGAGAUUAAAUCUUUGUAUGACUUAAUAUAUAAGUGAAAAAUAUUAUUAAUCAUGUAUUAUCUCUUUAGCUUAAAUGUGACUUUUCUUUGAUUCUAACCACUGAAAUCUGUUUCCAGUACCUUACCAAACUGACCAUUUACCAGAUAUAUAAUUGAUAAAUAAAAUACCUUUCCACCUCUGAGUAGCUUAGCAUUGGACUGGAUCUCUAAACUGUUUGGAUUGUUUUAUGUAUAAUUAUGAGGGUGCAUAACUGUUCAGACAUUGUUGUUGUUUUUUUUUUAUUUUAUUUUUUUACAUUUGUUCGAUAAAUGUUUUAUAAGAUUAUUGACCUUUCCCUCCCACAUAUUUAAAACCCAUUACCUAUUCUUGAAUGUACUCUGUUUUUGUUUUUUGCCAUUGUGCAUCAACAGCGAAUGUGGAUAAAUUUUUGUACAAUAAAAUGUAACUCUAUAUGUAUAAAAUAAACAACUUCUGAAUAA
This is a messenger RNA of Limulus polyphemus (Atlantic horseshoe crab), 7310 nucleotides long. RefSeq names its product AT-rich interactive domain-containing protein 2-like. The record is from RefSeq and is a predicted model, not a curated record. Gene Ontology annotation, cellular component: SWI/SNF superfamily-type complex. Lineage: Eukaryota; Metazoa; Arthropoda; Merostomata; Xiphosura; Limulidae. The coding region runs from base 415 to 5436 and encodes 1673 amino acids. Gene Ontology annotation, molecular function: DNA binding. Gene Ontology annotation, biological process: regulation of DNA-templated transcription. The transcript is spliced from 21 exons.